UCCCUCACGCCACAUCACCGUGACCACACCAGCGUGUGCGUUGAUCUCUCGCUCCCUUCUUCCUGUCCCUGAGGAGAGCCCUUGCUUGAUCUCUUCUCCACACUACACCACACCACACCACACCACACCUGUCGUUCAGCAGCACCCUCUUCAAUCACUCUUGAUCCCGCCUCCCCUCUCGCCUUGCGCACACGCAACGCAGCCAAGCAUGGAUGUCGAUGCUGGCAACAAUGGGGAUCUGGGAACAGCAGCGGCACUGGGUGCUGCAGGCGGAUCUGGGUUUGUCCUGGCGUACCUGCUGGUGGCGCUGCUGUUUGCGCUCCCAUGCUCUGUCCCGUGCCUUGAUGCAACCAUGAAGUGCAUUGGGUGCGAGGGCUGCCCGGAUGACUGCUGCGCUGGGCCGCACGAAGACGAAGAGGAGGAGGAGCUCAUCCACACGCACAAAGCACACGAGAAGCAGCAACACGACAACAGAGGAUACCGGCCCCUGCUUGGCGUCAACGGCAGCGGAGGCGUUGACGAUGAUGAAGAAGUGCAGUUUGAGCGCGUGCGGUACCUUUCCAACGCGUCCUCCUACCGCCUGCAUGAGCGCCUCUUGGACAACAGCGCCCCCGUGGUGUCCCAAACCCAGCAGCAUGUGCCCAUGAACGAGCAGCCAGAUGAGAUGCCUGGCACAGCAUCAUCGUCGUCGGUGGCGCCACCACCUCCCCCUCCACUCAGCCGGCCUCCCGCGCCAAUUGUCACGGUCGAGCCUGCUGAUGGCGGCGACGACGACUACCGCGCCGGUAGCCACGUGGACAUGGAGAGCGAUGGUGUCGGCCACAGUCAUGACAGCGACGGCGACGGCGACAGCGGCGGUGGUGGCGGCGGCGGCGGUCAUUUUGGCACGUUCCUGAUCCUGGUGGAGCUGCUUGCCUCCAUCCCGGAAUCCUUACUGCUGGCCGUGGCCUUGUCCGAGGGCAAGACGCCGUCUGCGAUCCUGGCAUCUGUGAUCAUCCUCAACUUUGCUGCUGGGUUUGCCAUGUUUGUGGACUUGAUUCGGCCAGCAGCGACAUCAGGCAAGGCCUAUGGCCGGCGCGGGCACAAGGAGUCGCGCAUCCACCAGCUCAUGUUCAUCGCCACGUCUGCAGCCGCAGGCAUGCUCAUCUUCUCUGUUGCAGCGGAGGUGUAUGUGGAGUUUGAGGAGACGGAUCCAGACUGCCAGCGCGUGGAAUCGUACACGCCGAUGCUGGAGCUGUUUGCUGGCACGGCGUUUGGCGCGUUCCUCGUUAUUCUGCUGGUGUGGGUGAGUGGGUCCCGCUAUGCCCACCGCUACAAGGACAAGCUCAUGCGCGCGCUGUCACGCUUGCGGCGCCGCUCAUCACCAUCAUCAUCGUCGUCGUCGUCGUCGUCGUCGUCGGUGUGCAGCCUGAGCAACGCGUACAUCAAGGCACUGCUGCUGGUGCUGUUUCUGUCCCUGUGGCUGUUCAUGCUCACCAUCUUUGGGUUCCUCAUUUUCUCCAACUCCUCUGGUGGCAACCACAACUUCACGGAGGGCGUUGGUGGGGGUGCGUUCCUGUUCACCAUUGGGGGCACGCUGAUACCGGAGGCGCAGAAGGCGUCGCGCCUAACGGGAUGGUCGUCGCUUCGCAAGGAGAUUAUCAGCGCAGUCACAUUCUUGGUUGGCUUCCUGGCUGCCGUCGUUGUGGUUGUGCUUGCAGAAGAGGAUCACGUGUGCAUCCCCAAGAACGCCGUCGUCACAACAACAGCCGCACCUUGACACGUGUGUGUGUGUGUGUGUGUGUGUGU
Messenger RNA from Salpingoeca rosetta, 1788 nucleotides. RefSeq lists its product as uncharacterized. The transcript has a single exon. The record is from RefSeq and is a predicted model, not a curated record. Bases 209 to 1759 code for a protein of 516 amino acids. NCBI's taxonomy places the organism in Eukaryota, Choanoflagellata, Craspedida, Salpingoecidae.